AUGUCGGUCCCAAGCGCACUCAUGAAGCAGCCGCCUAUUCAGUCUACGGCGGGGGCCGUGCCAGUUCGCAAUGAGAAAGGUGAAAUUUCGAUGGAAAAAGUCAAGGUAAAACGUUAUGUGUCCGGAAAGAGGCCAGACUAUGCCCCUAUGGAGUCCUCAGAUGAAGAGGAUGAAGAAUUUCAGUUCAUUAAGAAAGCCAAAGAACAAGAAGCAGAGCCUGAGGAACAGGAAGAAGAUUCUUCUAGUGACCCUCGACUGCGGCGUUUACAGAACCGCAUUAGUGAAGAUGUGGAAGAAAGACUGGCUAGACAUCGGAAAAUAGUGGAGCCUGAAGUGGUAGGAGAAAGUGACUCAGAGGUAGAAGGAGAUGCUUGGCGCAUGGAACGAGAAGAUAGCAGUGAAGAAGAGGAGGAAGAAAUUGAUGAUGAGGAAAUAGAGCGGCGCCGUGGCAUGAUGCGUCAGCGAGCACAGGAGAGAAAAAAUGAAGAGAUGGAAGUUAUGGAGGUUGAAGAUGAGGGACGUUCUGGGGAAGAGUCAGAAUCAGAAUCUGAAUACGAAGAGUACACGGACAGUGAAGAUGAGAUGGAGCCUCGCCUUAAGCCAGUCUUUAUUCGAAAGAAAGACCGAGUAACAGUUCAAGAACGUGAGGCUGAAGCAUUGAAACAGAAGGAGCUGGAGCAGGAAGCAAAACGCAUGGCUGAAGAGAGGCGCAAGUACACACUCAAGAUUGUAGAAGAGGAGACCAAGAAAGAACUGGAGGAGAAUAAGCGGUCCUUGGCUGCAUUGGAUGCACUCAAUACUGAUGAUGAAAAUGAUGAGGAGGAAUACGAGGCGUGGAAAGUCCGAGAACUAAAACGAAUCAAGAGGGAUAGAGAAGAUCGAGAAGCGCUUGAGAAAGAGAAAGCAGAAAUUGAACGCAUGCGAAACCUGACUGAUGAGCGGCGAGCUGAGCUUCGAGCAAAUGGCAAAGUUAUCACCAACAAAGCUGUGAAGGGCAAAUACAAGUUCCUACAAAAGUAUUAUCACCGGGGUGCCUUCUUCAUGGAUGAAGAUGAAGAAGUAUACAAGAGAGAUUUUAGUGCACCUACUCUGGAGGAUCAUUUCAAUAAAACAAUUCUUCCUAAAGUCAUGCAGGUCAAGAACUUUGGACGUUCUGGCCGUACCAAAUAUACUCAUCUUGUUGAUCAAGACACCACCUCCUUCGACUCAGCAUGGGGCCAAGAGAGUGCCCAAAACACAAAGUUCUUUAAGCAAAAGGCAGCUGGAGUACGAGAUGUAUUUGAACGACCCUCUGCCAAGAAGCGGAAAACUACCUAGGGUCCAACUACUUGUUCUUCCAACUAUGGGACACAAGGGGAAGUCUCAGCAUUCGGUCCUUGAUUUCUUUCACCAUUUUUGAUACAGCCCCUGUAUCUAGCCUAUUGGACCUAUUGCCAUACUUGUGUUACUGGAUAACUAUAACUCAGUCUUUAAAGAUUCUUUGUGAGGUUUGGACUCAUGCUGAGAAACCCACAGCAAAGCACUAUCCAGGUAUCCAGGUAGGAUUAAAGGCUUUCUACUUAAAACUUUCCCUGGAAGUCUUAGGUUUCACCACUACUAUAGCUUCCCAGAUUUAUUUGGGACUAUUGUGAGUUUUUCUAGCCCCUUAGCUUGGGUCAGAAAUGUGAGCAUUUAAGUGGAUAUUGCAUUACUUCUACCUUAAGGUUAGGAGUAAUAUACCAGGAAAUCUAAGCUCAUUGAAACCAGUUUUGCAUUUUUGGUUGAAGUCAAUUUUUCUAGGUGAACGUAUUUUUUGAUCCAUUUAUACGUGUAUGUCAAAUAAAAGAAUCACCCACCAAGA
This is a messenger RNA of Tupaia belangeri chinensis (Chinese tree shrew), 1840 nucleotides long. It is a transcript of the gene MFAP1, whose product is annotated as microfibril associated protein 1. Lineage: Eukaryota; Metazoa; Chordata; Mammalia; Scandentia; Tupaiidae. The record is from RefSeq and is a predicted model, not a curated record.